AUGAAGUUAGACGCGACGGAUGUGCGGUACCUCUCGUCGGAAGAGUUUCGCGUCUUGACGGCGGUCGAAAUGGGCUCCAAGAACCAUGAGGUGGUACCUUCCUCGCUCAUUGCGCAGAUCUCGUCGCUGCGGCAUGCUGGUAUCAGCAAGCUGCUAUCGAAUCUGGCCAAGCGCAAGUUGGUGGCGCGUGUGCAAAACAACAUGUACGACGGAUACCGCCUCACGUACGGUGGCUACGAUUUCCUGGCGGUACGUGCGCUCAGUAAGCGGAAGAGUGUGUACGCCAUCGGCAACCAGAUCGGUAUUGGCAAAGAAAGUGAUAUCUAUAUCGUCUCGACCGAGGACGGCGAAAAGCGGGUGCUGAAAAUCCACCGCCUGGGCCGUAUUAGUUUCCGUAAAAUCAAGGAGAAGCGCGACUAUAUGGGCAAGCGGAAAAGCGCCAGUUGGAUGUAUAUGAGCCGACUCGCUGCGGAGAAAGAAUUCGCUUUCAUGAAGAUUUUGUAUGAGCAUGGAUUUCCUGUCCCCACCCCAAUCGACCAGGCACGCCACACCAUCCUUAUGAGCUACGAGGAUGCAUACCCCUUACGACAGAUAUCGUCGCUUCCGUUGGAGCAAAUUCAAAAGCUGUACGCUGCGCUUAUGGCGCUGAUUGUACGCCUAGCCCGAGCAGGUUUGAUUCAUGGUGACUUUAAUGAAUUCAACUUGCUGAUCCGUGAGAUUUACCCUGAUUCAGAGUAUGAGAGCGACGAGGCGGACAGCGCGAACGACGACAGUCCCGCGGAUACGCCCAUGGACCCUGUCGAGAUUUUGGAUCAUGGGCGUGUCGAGCAAGGCAAGGGCGUCCAGCGUAUUAUUGCCGAUCCCAUUGGGCCUGAUGAAAUCAAAGAAAGUGACCAAGACGACAGCGAAGACGACGACGAUGUGAUUGAGCUAGGCGACGGCGUCCAAGUCGAGCCGAUCCUGAUCGAUUUCCCCCAGAUGGUCAGUAUUCAGCACCCCAAUGCCGACUACUAUUUCAAUCGCGAUGUCGAGUGUGUGCGCCGUUUCUUCCGAAAGCGGUUCCGCUUCAAUUCCAGCGAGUUCCCGAGGUUUGAGGAGGUCAUGGCUUCGAUCGACAAGGACGAGACGCAGCGUCUCGAUGCCCUCUCGCGCGCUAGUGGGUACGGCGAGACGACGAAGGACGAUAAGAUGCUGGAAAGCAAAUGCCCCCACCUUCACGAAUCCGACUCGAUUGGCGACGAGGAGGACGAGGAGGAAGAGUUUGGCCGCAGCAGCUUUUACGACGACGAGGACAGUGAUUUGGACGAAGAUGGCUCGGAAGGCCCUGAGUCCGAAGAAGAAGACGAUGACGAUGGCGCUGUCGAGGAUCCCAGCGACGUAGGCGAUGGCGCUACGUCGGCCACGCCGAAGCGCUCGCAACUUGAUCCCUCGCAUGUAUCGUCCCGCGUCGCAGCGGCGCGUGCGCAUGCGCAACGACGCGCCCAAAAGCAUCAUGGCCGCAAGUCGCAAGCGACCAAGACAGGCCGCCGGCAUGGCGGCGGCAAGGCCAAGUACAACAGUUCACGCGCCGUGGCCGAUUCGCUGAGCUUUUAG
This is a messenger RNA of Malassezia pachydermatis, 1593 nucleotides long. RefSeq names its product serine threonine-protein kinase rio2. Gene Ontology annotation, cellular component: nucleus; cytosol; preribosome, small subunit precursor. NCBI's taxonomy places the organism in Eukaryota, Fungi, Basidiomycota, Malasseziomycetes, Malasseziales, Malasseziaceae. The coding region runs from base 1 to 1593 and encodes 530 amino acids. Gene Ontology annotation, biological process: maturation of SSU-rRNA; protein phosphorylation. The transcript has 3 exons. The record is from RefSeq and is a predicted model, not a curated record. Gene Ontology annotation, molecular function: protein serine/threonine kinase activity; ATP binding.